Dendrobium catenatum is the source of this 2669-nucleotide messenger RNA. Its product is annotated as AP2-like ethylene-responsive transcription factor ANT. The record is from RefSeq and is a predicted model, not a curated record. Gene Ontology annotation, molecular function: DNA-binding transcription factor activity; DNA binding. Gene Ontology annotation, biological process: regulation of DNA-templated transcription. Lineage: Eukaryota; Viridiplantae; Streptophyta; Magnoliopsida; Asparagales; Orchidaceae. The transcript is spliced from 11 exons. The coding region runs from base 1 to 2202 and encodes 733 amino acids.
AUGACUGAGUUGUUUCUUUUUCGUCUCAUGGAUAUUAAAUCAAGGAUUCUAAGACUCAUCGCCUUCUUCUUCAAGGGACUUGCCAUAAUGCAGAAGGAAGAUAUUAAAAUAUAUAUUGGUAGUUCAAACUGGAACCAGGAGAGGGAGGAGCUUUAUCUUGGGCCCUCCCCUUCAUCAUUCUUGGAAUAUAUCAAGCUUAUCAUGGAGACCCACAUUCCACUUUUUGUCUGGAAGCAGCUGAAGAUGAAACCCAUGAGCGGUAGUGGUGGUAGUAAUAACUGGUUGGGUUUCUCUCUAUCCUCUCAAAUGAAAAUGGAGGUUUCUUGUGCAGAGCAGCAGGAUCAUCACCACCCAAAUCACCAAAGCCAUCAUCAUCAUCACCACCACCACCACGAAUGCCAGCAUCCCACACCUGCUCCUCCUGCUGCAGCUGCAUCCAACGGAAUGCCAGGCAGCUUCUUUCUUUCUCCGUCCCAUCUUAAUAACUCGGGGAUGUGCUAUGGUGUUGAGGGAGUGACUGGAGGAAUCUACUCCGAGCUCUCUGUCAUGCCACUCAAGUCUGAUGGUUCCCUGUGCAUUAUGGAAGCACUUAACAGAUCUCAGCAACAAGGAAUGGUGCCCUCCCCAUCCCCAAAAUUGGAAGAUUUCUUAGGUGGUGGUCCAAAUAUGGGGGCCCAUCAUCAGUAUGGGAGCAAUGAAAGGGAAGCUAUGGCUUUAAGCUUGGACAGCAUGUAUUAUCACCAUCAUAACCAAGAAGCCAAGGGAAAUAGAGACCAGCACCACUCUUUGGAGUUCCUCCAACAACCCUUCAGGCAGCAGAGUUCAUAUUUCCAGCCGCUGCAGGACGGGAUGUGCUCUGCGCUCACAGGCCAUGACAUGUAUCCAGAACCAUUGGAGGAGGAGCAUAUUGCUGAUCAUGGUUUCCCAAGCUUAAAAAACUGGGUGGCCAGGCAUUAUAAUGGUGGCAUAAAUUUUAUGGGAGGAGAUGAAGCUGCAAUGGGAUCUGGUUCUGUUGCUGCAAUUGGUUACGGGGAUUUGCAUUCCCUGAGCUUGUCUAUGAGCCCAGGCUCUCAGUCCAGCUGUGUCACAGCUCCUCAACAUCUCUCUUGUGUUGGAGGUUCUGAUUGCAUGGCUCUUGAUGGCUCUAAAAAGAGAAUAGCAGGUAAGGGAGUGCAGAAGCAGCCAGUUCACAGGAAGAGCAUUGAUACCUUUGGCCAGAGGACUUCUCAAUAUAGAGGAGUCACUAGGCAUAGGUGGACUGGGAGGUAUGAAGCUCACCUCUGGGAUAACAGCUGCAAGAAGGAAGGGCAAACCAGAAAAGGAAGACAAGUUUAUCUGGGAGGUUAUGAUAUGGAAGAGAAAGCUGCAAGAGCGUAUGACUUGGCUGCACUCAAAUAUUGGGGCCCUUCCACUCAUAUCAACUUCCCUUUGGAGAAUUAUCAGGAAGAGCUGGAAGAGAUGAAGAACAUGACCAGACAGGAGUAUGUUGCCCAUUUGAGAAGGAAAAGCAGCGGAUUUUCUAGAGGUGCUUCUAUGUACAGAGGAGUUACAAGGCAUCAUCAACAUGGAAGAUGGCAGGCUCGAAUCGGCCGAGUUGCUGGAAACAAAGAUCUUUAUCUUGGAACCUUCAGUACUCAGGAGGAAGCAGCUGAAGCAUAUGACAUUGCUGCGAUUAAGUUCCGCGGUGCAAAUGCUGUAACAAACUUUGACAUUACUAGGUAUGAUGUUGACAAGAUCAUAGCAAGCAAUACUCUUCUGUCAGGUGAGCUUGCCAGGAAGAACAAAGUAGCUAUUGGCUGCAGCAAUGAUAUUCCCUUAAUUCAGAACAGUAGCAGAGAGCUGGAUUUAACUGAAGACAACAGCAGCAGUGGGUCCGAUUGGAAGAUGGUGCUGUAUCAAUCCCCCCAGCACAAUGUGUCUGUAUCUGAAUCGCUGAAUGAAAGGCCAAUGCUUCAUGGGCUCUUUGGUAUGGAAACUGCAAGCUUAACUCAUGGUAUGGAUGAUGCUGCUAAGCCGGGAAGCAUGCAUCCCUCGAACCAUUCGUCGUUGGUAACUAGUUUAAGCAGUUCAAGAGAAGGAAGUCCUGAUCGAGCUGGCUUGUCAAUGCUCUAUUCUAAGACUCCGGCCAAGCUGAUUGGUACUACAUGGCCAGCAAUUCCCAUGAGUGGUCUGCCAGUGUAUUCAGGAUGGAGUGAUGCUUGAGCCUUCUGUAAAGCCUUCAUUAAGGAAAAAAGGAGUGGAGGGAAUGGUGGGUGUAUUUUCCUUUGUGUUAAGGUAAUUGUGGAUUUAUGUUGUGUAAUGGGGGGAGGGACAAAGCCUGUGGUUUAAAUUUUGGAUAUGAGAUUAUCUUUAGUUGUGGGCUUCUUUUGGUCUUACCAAGUACCGUUAAAGGGAUAUUUCAAUGCUGCUACUUCUAUAUUGUAUUUCCAAUCUUUUGACUGGUCUGCUCUUUACAUCUCUUUUUAACCUGUUUGUUUGAGAAUUGAGGACAUUCAGGCCUUUUUCUUUGUUUGCCAUCAUUAAACAUUCUAUCACUUUUAUAAGCUUUUUCUCCAAAGGGGUCUUCAACAUUCCCUACACCUAAGGUAUAUCAUAUCAUUGGAUUUAUCCUUUGAUAUGUUGCUGUGCUUUAUAGCUUUUAUGCAAAACAGAUGUGUGCAAUGACUUUC